GGCCCUCCCGUUCCUAAACCCAACGCGUCCCCCAACAACUCACCCCGACCCGACCAGUUCGUCAGUUUCUCGUCGUCGGCCACUUCGUCUCCUUCCGCCGCCGCCGCUUCCAUUUCCUCUCCCUCCAGAGCUCCAGAGUCCUUUCAGACUCUGACCUCAGUCAUUCGAUUUCUCCCUACAUGCCCAGAGCCAAGUAGAUCCCCACCAGCGCACGAAUCCCGAGACAGACCCUGGUGCGCGGCCGGCCAUGGCGUCCGUGGCGGACCUCAAGGAGAAGCACGCGGCGGCGACGGCCUCGGUGAACUCUCUGAGAGAGAGGCUCCGUCAGCGGCGGCAGCUGCUCCUCGACACUGACGUUGAGAGGUACUCGAAGGCGCAGGGGCGGACAGCGGUGAGCUUCAACCAGACGGAUCUGGUGUGCUGCCGCACGCUGCAGGGCCACAGCGGGAAGGUAUAUUCUCUUGAUUGGACUCCUGAAAAGAACUGGAUAGUCAGCGCCUCGCAAGAUGGAAGAUUAAUUGUAUGGAAUGCUUUAACAAGCCAGAAAACACAUGCCAUAAAACUGCACUGUCCAUGGGUGAUGACAUGUGCUUUUGCACCCAACGGUCAAUCUGUUGCCUGUGGUGGUCUUGAUAGUGCAUGUUCUAUAUUCAAUCUUAACUCACAAGUAGACAGAGAUGGGAACAUGCCGGUGUCAAGAAUACUUACUGGACACAAAGGCUAUGUUUCAUCCUGUCAGUAUGUCCCAGAUCAGGAAACCCGGCUAAUUACCGGUUCAGGUGACCAAACGUGUGUCCUGUGGGAUGUUACUACUGGCCAAAGGAUAUCAAUAUUUGGAGGUGAAUUUCCAUCAGGGCAUACAGCUGAUGUGCUGAGUUUGUCCAUCAACCCGUUAAACACAAAUAUGUUUGUCUCUGGUUCAUGUGAUACGACUGUAAGACUUUGGGAUCUCAGAAUUGCAAGCCGGGCAGUUCGAACAUAUCAUGGACAUGAGGGUGACAUUAACAGUGUCAAAUUUUUCCCUGAUGGGCAGAGGUUUGGUACUGGUUCAGAUGAUGGUACAUGCAGACUAUUUGACAUGAGAACAGGGCAUCAACUUCAAGUGUACAACAGGGAGCCAGAUAGAAAUGAUAAUGAGCUCCCUAUUGUUACUUCAAUUGCAUUUUCUAUAUCCGGGAGGCUUCUUUUUGCUGGAUACUCUAAUGGUGACUGUUACGUGUGGGAUACACUUCUUGCUGAGGUGGUGCUUAAUUUGGGAACCCUUCAGAACUCUCAUGAUGGCCGUAUAAGCUGCCUUGGGCUGUCAUCUGAUGGGAGCGCAUUGUGUACAGGAAGUUGGGACAAAAAUUUGAAGAUUUGGGCUUUCAGUGGACACCGCAAAAUAGUUUGAAUGGCAGUUUUCUCCCAGGGUUGUGUGUUCCUCAUUGUGUGUUGAGAACUCAACAGGAUCCGGAAGAUGUAAGUUGUUUGUUUUGUAGUAUAGAAUCUUCUGUAUCAUACCUUGUCCAACUGAAAAUGCAGUCUGUUGCCCGAGGCUUACCUGGUUAAGUCAGCGUUCUGUUCAUAGAGUUACCAGAAAUCAGCAUCCACGUCAUCUUUUCUGCCCCUUCUCUGUACAAUUAUUUUAGCUGUAGAGAAGUACUACCUUAAUUGGCUUGUGUAAACUAUCAUCAGUUUGUUCGUUCCUCGAGCAAGGAUUAUCAUCCGCAUUUUCUCUGUGCA
This is a messenger RNA of Brachypodium distachyon (stiff brome), 1722 nucleotides long. RefSeq names its product guanine nucleotide-binding protein subunit beta. Gene Ontology annotation, biological process: G protein-coupled receptor signaling pathway. Gene Ontology annotation, cellular component: heterotrimeric G-protein complex; cytoplasm. Bases 248 to 1390 code for a protein of 380 amino acids. The record is from RefSeq and is a predicted model, not a curated record. NCBI's taxonomy places the organism in Eukaryota, Viridiplantae, Streptophyta, Magnoliopsida, Poales, Poaceae. The transcript is spliced from 6 exons. Gene Ontology annotation, molecular function: signaling receptor complex adaptor activity; protein binding.